Molecule: messenger RNA, 6094 nt
Organism: Pantherophis guttatus
Lineage: Eukaryota; Metazoa; Chordata; Lepidosauria; Squamata; Colubridae
Gene: BCHE
Product: butyrylcholinesterase
Biological process (GO): acetylcholine catabolic process; choline metabolic process
Cellular component (GO): plasma membrane
Molecular function (GO): acetylcholinesterase activity
Source: RefSeq, a predicted model, not a curated record
CUUCCUGUAGAAGUAAAGGGGAGUUGGUAGCUUUUUCAAACUAAAAGUGUACUUCUUUCAUUUCCCGUUUUCUGAGAAAUCAAAGAAGAUGGAAUGUUCAAAUCCCUUGCUUCUGUUAACUCUCAAGUCUUUCAGCUAUUUUGAACAGAUGUCAGAUAUAAAGACUGCCUGCCUUCAGAUCAGAUUCCUGUUGCCAAGUCUCGCGAUCACUGUCCUAAACAGUUGAUUAUAAUGUCAGCAGUCCAAUUUGGAAGCUUUAUAGAAGCAGCUGAACACUGCAGUUUCCUGAAGUAUUAAAUAGCAUUGCGUGCUCUUUCUCUCUCCCUCUCCCCCUCUCUCAGUUGGCUUCUCUAUAACGCGAAUUGGGAAUUCAUGAUGCAUGUGAAUGGGAUGUGGAGCCACACAAAAAGUAUCAUGUGGUUUCUUCUGUUCUGUAUGUUUGUCAAGAAGGUGUUUCCUGCUGGAGAUGACUCCAUCAUUGCUACUAAGAAUGGAAUGGUCAAAGGUAUUUAUUUACCUGUGCUUGGUGGAACAGUAACUGCAUUUCUUGGGAUUCCUUUUGCAACACCACCUAUUGGUAGACUACGUUUCAAAAAGCCAGAAUCCCGAGAAGAAUGGAAAGGAACUUGGGAUGCCACCAAAUUUGCCAACUCUUGCUUUCAACUCCUAGAUAAUACUUUCCCUGGCUUUGAAGGGUCAGAGAUGUGGAAUCCAAACACAAAACUUAGUGAAGAUUGCCUUUAUCUCAAUGUAUGGGUUCCUUCUCCCAAGCCUAAAAAUGCAUCGGUCAUGGUAUGGAUUUAUGGAGGUGGCUUUCACAGUGGAACAUCUUCACUCUCUGUUUAUGAUGGCAAGUUCCUAGCUCGUGUGGAAAGAGUCAUCGUCGUAUCAAUGAAUUAUAGAUUAGGGCCUUUUGGAUUCUUGGCUUUGCCAGGAAAUGAAGAUGCCCCAGGAAAUGUAGGUUUGUUUGAUCAAAGACUCGCACUUCAAUGGAUCCAUGACAACAUAGGAGCCUUUGGAGGUAAUUCUAAAAGUGUGACCUUGUUUGGAGAAAGUGCUGGAGCAGGGUCUGUUAGCUUUCAUCUUCUUUCUCCUCAAAGCUAUCCUCUCUUCACUAGGGCGAUCAUGCAAAGUGGAUCUGGGAAUGCUCCUUGGGGUGCAAUUCUACCAUCUGAAGCAAGAAAAAGAACUCUAGUUUUAGCUGAACUCCUCCACUGUACUGGCAAAAAUGAAACUGAGAUUAUAUUCUGUCUUCAAAACAAGGAACCCCAAGAGCUAUUGGAGAAAGGAGAAGCUGCAUCAAUAUACACCGGUCUUAUAAGUUUGCAGUUUUGUCCCAUAGUUGAUGGUGAUUUUCUUGCUGAAAUGCCAGAAAUAUUGCUGAAAAAUGGAGACUUUAAACAAACACAGAUCUUGAUGGGAGUAAACAAAGAUGAAGGUACUACUAUUCUUGUGUACGGUGCUCCUGGCUUCAGCAAAGAUAACAACAGUGUUAUCAAUGAAAUGGAAUUCCAGGCAGGUUUGAAAGUUGCUUUUCCGCAAUUAAAUGAAAUGGGAUUGGAAUCUAUUGCAUUUCAUUACACAGACUGGGAAGAUGAGAAGAAUAUUUUCAAUUAUCGUGAUGCCAUGGAUGAUAUUGUUGGGGAUUACUAUUUCACAUGUCCUGCAGUAGAGUUCAUAAAACAAUUUGCCUUGACAGGGAACAAUGCUUUUUUUUACUACUUUGAGCACAGAUCUUCAAAACUUGCUUGGCCAGAAUGGAUGGGAGUUCCACAUGGUUAUGAAAUUGAGUUCGUAUUUGGAUUACCUCUAGAGCGAAGAAUUAAUUAUACUAAAGCAGAGGAAGCACUGAGCAGAUCUAUACUGAAGUAUUGGGCAAAUUUUGCAAAAACUGGAACACCCAAUGGAAAUCAGAUUAAUGGGACAAGAUGGCCAGUCUUCACAACCACUGAACAAAACUACUUAGCAUUAAGCACAAAUGCUGCAACGAUUCAAACAAAAUUGCGGGCUCAGACGUGCCGAUUCUGGAACAUCCUCUUUCCUAAGGUCCUGGAGAUGACAGAAAAUAUUGAUGAAGCAGAACGAGAGUGGAAAGCAGGAUUCCUUCGCUGGAACAAUUACAUGAUGGACUGGAAAAAUCAAUUUAAUGAUUACACUAGUAAGAGGCAAAGCUGCACAGGUCUCUAAUUAAAAGUUUCAGCCUUUUUGGAAUGCUUGUACUGUCAAAGAUCAAGGCAAACAUGGAGAUAGUUAAUGUAGCAUAUCUAGCAAUAAGGCAUAUUAGGCUGGCUCAGUGACCCAUUACAAAUAUACCAUUCUUCCAGGCCCAUUUCUAUUUAUAUCAAUAACUGUUAUGAAAGCACUUCCACCUUUUGAAGCAUCAGGAAAUGUAAAAUAGGCUUAAAGCAAUUAAAGCCAGAGGAUGAUUAAUGUUGAUAUAAUGGCCCCAGUCCAAUAGUAAAUUAUAUACUCUUUUAAAAAAAUCAAGCUGGUGCUAGCUAUGAGCCGUGGUAUUGUUACAUAUUGGAAUAUGCAACUCACUUAAGAAGACGCUUCAAAGGCUAAAUAUUCUUUGGCCUUCUGGCAAAUGGAAUUGUGUACUUUCCAGGAAUGUGCAUACUAGCCCAUUCUACUUAUACACCCACACUGAUCAGAAAUAUCUGAAAAUAGGCUUUGACUGAAUGUGGUAAGAAUGAGGCCUCAGAGUAUGGUGAGCACUGAAACCAGGUAUAAUCUCUUUACAAACUUUUGCUUCAAUCCAGAAAGAUAAGUAGAAGAAGGGGAACGUGAUCCAUUGUUCCAACAUAACCAGCCUUUCCAAAUGCCUGCCAAAAAAAAAAAAGCUUCAUUUGACAGCUUCCACAAUCUUUCCAUUUGCCCAAGAUGACUGUCACUAAUGGAAGCUGACACCUGAAACAUAUAAAAACUAUCAGGUUCCCUACCCCUAGACUUUAGGUCUAAAUUCAACUGUGUAGCUGAAUGCACACCUCACUUACGUUGCAAUAUAAUUAUGCAACUAUAAUUAACCAGAUUUAGGUAAGAAAAUUACUGUUGAACCAAACAUUUUCAAUGCAAUGACAAUCACAACUGCUUUUUCCUUUAGCAAACCAUGGAAAUACCAGUAGCAAUACAGCAAACUCAAAUGGCUUCAAUUCCAACACAGUAUCACAGCAUUUUGAUCUUGCUUCAGUUUUAGUAUAAUAUUACGAGGGAGAAAAUGUAUUUCUUCCUUUUUCUUCCCUUUCAGGACUUCUGUCCUCCAUGGUGACAAUAAUCCCAGAAGACAGCAAUAUGUGGUACAAUAAUUGCAAAUGUUUACUCAUUCAAAGCUUCAAUAAACUUGGUUUAUUGUUAUUAUAAACUUGGUUACACUGCUGAUCAACACAAUUUUCCUGACUAAUUUAAGCAGAGAUUACUAAUCUAAAAAUCUAAACCUGUAAUCAAAUAGCUACCCAAAGCUGUUUUUUACCAUCUUGAUUCCAAAAGAUUUGCCAAUAUGAAAAAGGUGGCAAGAAGAAUAGUAGCAAACAAUAACAAACAGGAUAGUGAACUGCAGAAUUAAGAAACUCUUACACACAAUAUAUCGACAUAUCAUCACAUACAGCUAGAUCAGGAGUGUCAAACUCGUGUCAUCACAUUGUCGUCACAUGACACAUUAUUAAUUUUCCCCCCUUCACUAAAGUGGAGCUGGGCAUAGCCAGCGCAUGAUGCAUCUGCCCGUGGCCUACAAGUUUGACACCCUGACCUAAAUCCUCUUUUCUACUAAAGUGUUGGAUUCUGACUUUUCUAUCAGUCUUGUCAUGGUAUCUUAAACUUAGAAGGAGAUUUGUGGGGUUCAGUUGUUUUGGGACAAGUCCUCAAUAUGGAACUUUAGGUCCUGAUUUAAGGUAUUCUUUUUUAAUUCAUUAGCCCAUAUUUGAUCCCUUCCAUCAUAUAUCAAAUCUUUGAUAUCCUGGCAUGAUGUUGCACUUCAUCACUUUUUAUCGAUAAAACCAUGCUUCUAGAUGGGCUGUAUGUCUCAUAGACCAUUACACUGAUUAUUUUCAUGGUCGCUGGAAAAGAUGAGUGCCGAGUGUACUUGUAAAGACGUGAUAUUCCAUCUAAGCAUGGAUUUUCUCUGCUUCAGGUAACCUUUGGCUUCUGCAUCUACAUGCUUCCCAUAAGUUGUUUACUAGGAAAUGGUGUUAAGUAUCACCAACUUUUUCUUUUACAAGAAAAAAAAUAAAGCUUUUACAUCAAAGGGAAUUUAAGAGUUGCUAAGUAUCUUGCUUCAAUGAAAGAGAAACAUUCCAAGGAUCAGAACCUCAUUCACAAACUACACUAGUUUUCCCUACAGGAGUCAGAGAAGAACAGAAAGGCUUCCUUGAGUGGGAUCAAGUGCCAUACUACAACGUGAAACAUUUUUCUCCCUGUAAUCCCAUUCCCCCUGGGCAUGUGAUGAAAAUGUUUAUCCGUAGUUCUCAUUUGCAGAAUGCUUUGCAAUUCUCAAUUUAUUUGUUCUUGUAACAUCCCUGCAUAGCAUCAGUUCAUCAUUGUUCCUGGUAUACAAUUUAUUAACAGCAGAGUCUCGUAGAGGUUUAUUCACAGAUUUAUCCCUCUGAGUAUAGUGAGACUUAUUCCCAAACACAUUAAUAGGACAUGCGACAAAUAAACUUUAGAACUGGCUUCUCUUCCGGAUUUUUAAUUUGCCUUUUGCUCUAUGGGCAUAUGAGUUGUGCUGUGUAAAAGGAAUUAACAGUUUUGGUUGGGAAACAGUGCUGAAAGAGAAGCUCACUUUAAAAACCCUGUAAUAUAUAUAUAUAUAUAAUUUGAAAAACCAGUGCAAAGAGAAUCUGAUUGAAUUAUCCCUUUAAAUCAAAUUAUCAAUUCUAAUUUUAGAAUCAAUUUGACAUGCGAAAUUGAAUUGGAUGCUUUUGAACCAAUUCAGUGGUUCAAGGCAUGCUUGAGUAUUCACAAACCCACAUAUUUUCCCCCUGAAUCGGAUUCAUGACCUAUAUCAAAUAGAUAUGAUUAGAUCAUUCACAUCUGAUCAAGGACGACUAUAAAUUUAUUUUUCAAACACAAACUUAACUUCUUGGUGAUUUCAUGGACCUGUCCAAGAAGCUUUCUUGACAAUAGAAUAAAAGUUGCUUGUUAUUGUUUGUUCCAGGUUACUUUUCAGCUUCCCUUUUUAGCUUACGAUGCUGGUUGUACUUUAAGGUCUCUGAUCCAAAUACUAACCUGGCUCAAUCCUGUAUAGCUUCUAAUCAUAGUCAAAGUCAGCCAGAUGCUGCUGAGGACUUUCUUGGUUAUUAUUGGGUUUUUUGGGGUUCUUUGCUGGAUUUAGCCAAUUGAUCAUCAGAAUAAUUUAGGAAAUUACAGUUAGUCCUCGAUUUAGCAAUUCAUUUAGUGAAAAAAGUGAUUUAUGACCAUUUUUCACACUUAUGACCAUUGUAGCAUCCACAUGGUCAUAUGACCAACAUUCAGAUGUUUGGCAACUGAGUCAUAGUUAUGAGGGUUGCAGUGUUCCAGGGUCAUUUGAUCCCCUUUUGCAGUCUUCUGACAAGCAAAGUUAAUGGGGAAGUCAGAUUCGUUUAACAUCCAUGUUAAUAGCUUAACAAUUGCAGUGAUUCACUUAACAAAUGUGGCAAUGAAGGUUGUAAAAUGGGGCACAUUUUUUCACUUAGCAACAGAAACUUUGGGCUCAAUUCUGGUCGUAAGUCAAGGACUACAAGGAUAUUAUGGCUUUUAGGAUAUUGACAAGUGCUUUUAAUCAGAGUGAAUACAAUUAUUUUUAUAUUUUGCAAGCUAAAGCUCUGACAAUGGAAGAUAGAUGAUAUAGAUAUACAAUUACUCAAUGCAAGAAGCUAUAUGUCAGCAUUCCAUUGGUUUGGUUGUAAAUUUUUAUACAACUUUUGCAAGAAAUGAUUUCCACUGUAUGAUUUAUAAACUGAAAGGAUGUUGUAGUGCACUGAAAAUAUGUUAUAGGUGGUUUCUUUUGCACUGGCUUAUUCUCUAUAGGUUCUAAUUUGUCCUUCAUCUCUAAAACUCUUUUUUUUCUUAUUAUCAAGUAUUAAGUCUAUUAAUGGUAAUAAAAGAUAUUUCUAAUCAUGUU